AAAAAAUUUCCAAGAUGGCGGAACCCGUCACGGGCUGAGUCCGUCGGUGGCGCGCUCCGCGCCGGGGGGGCCAUCGCCGCGCAGCUUCCCCGCCUCGCCCGCCGCUCAGGUUCCCAUUUUAAAAGCCAUUGGAAGAUACUCUGCCACCCUCUUGGAUUACUUCCCAUACAACUCAGCAUGUCACUGUGCCCUGGAUUUUACAAGGUGGCCAUGAUUUAACCCCCCCCUUCCCAUUCCUAUGUAUUGGUGAAGCACUGGAGCUCUUUCGAGCUGCUGUUACUCCCGCGGAAACUGAUCCGUCUCGAAUCCCUUCUCCCAAGGACUAGACAUUGCCAGCAAUGAGCUCCCAAAGCCAUCCAGAUGGGCUUUCUGGCAGAGACCAGCCAGUGGAGCUGUUGAAUCCACCUCGAGUGAACCACAUGCCCAGCUCUGUUGACGUGAGCACAGCGCUGCCCUUGCAAGUGGCGCCGAGCUCGGUGCCCAUGGACCUGCGGCUGGACCACCAGUUCUCCAUGCCGGUGACGGAGCCCACGCUGCGCGAGCAGCAGCUGCAGCAGGAGCUGCUGGCCCUCAAGCAGAAGCAGCAGAUCCAGAGGCAGAUCCUGAUCGCCGAGUUCCAGCGGCAGCACGAGCAGCUCUCCCGGCAGCACGAGGCGCAGCUGCACGAGCACAUCAAGCAGCAGCAGGAGAUGCUGGCCAUGAAGCAUCAGCAGGAGCUGCUGGAGCACCAGAGGAAGCUGGAGCAGCACCGACAGGAGCAGGAGCUGGAGAAGCAGCACCGGGAGCAGAAACUGCAGCAGCUGAAAAACAAAGAGAAAGGGAAAGAGAGUGCAGUGGCAAGCACAGAAGUGAAGAUGAAGCUGCAGGAAUUUGUGUUAAACAAGAAGAAGGCUCUGGCCCACCGGAAUCUCAACCACUGCAUAUCCAGCGACCCUCGCUUCUGGUACGGGAAGACCCAGCACAGCUCUCUGGACCAGAGCUCCCCACCCCAAAGCGGCGUCUCCGGCACCUACAACCACCCAGUCCUGGGGAUGUACGAUUCCAAAGACGACUUCCCACUCAGAAAAACAGCCUCUGAGCCCAACCUGAAGCUGCGCUCCAGACUAAAGCAGAAGGUUGCUGAGAGGAGGAGCAGCCCCCUCCUGCGCAGGAAGGACGGGCCCGUGGUGACGGCGCUCAAGAAGCGCCCGCUGGACGUCACAGGUACGGCGGACUCGGCAUGCAACAGUGCUCCUGGAUCUGGUCCCAGCUCUCCGAACAACAGCUCCAACAACAUCAGCACCGAGAACGGAAUUGCAGGAUCAGUCACGAGUAUCCAAGCAGAGACCAGCCUGGCUCACAGACUCGUGAACCGCGAGGGCUCCGUGACGCAGCUCCCGCUCUACACCUCGCCCUCCCUGCCCAACAUCACGCUAGGACUGCCUGCCACCGGCCCUUCCAGCGCGGGACAAGCCCAGCAGGAUGCGGAGAGGCUCGCAAUCCCAGCCUUACAGCAGCGGAUCUCCUUAUUCCCUGGCACUCACCUCACUCCCUACCUGAGCACUACAACGUUGGAGAGGGAUGGGGGAACUGCACAUAACCCUCUCCUGCAGCACAUGGUCUUACUGGAACAGCCAACUGCACAAACGCCCCUGGUCACAGACUGGUAUCUUUCAGGACUGCCCCUGCACGCACAGCCCCUGGUGGGUGGAGAGAGGGUCUCCCCUUCGAUCCACAAGCUGCGGCAGCACCGCCCGCUCGGGCGCACCCAGUCUGCUCCCCUGCCCCAGAACGCCCAGGCCCUCCAGCAGCUGGUGAUCCAGCAGCAGCACCAGCAGUUCCUGGAGAAACACAAACAGCAAUUCCAGCAGCAGCAGCUGCACAUCAACAAGAUCAUAUCCAAACCCACGGAGCCGGCGCGGCAGCACGAGAGCCACCCCGAGGAGACGGAGGAGGAGCUGCGCGAGCACCAGGCCCUGCUGGAGGAGCCCUAUGGCGACAGGGCCGCGGGCCAGAAGGAGGCCCCAGCGCUGGCCAGCGUGGUGCAGGUGAAGCAGGAGCCCAUCGAGAGCGACGAGGAGGAGGCAGAGCCGCAGCAGGAGCUGGAGUCCGGGCAGAGGCAGGCGGAGCAGGAGCUGCUCUUCCGCCAGCAAGCCCUGCUCCUGGAGCAGCAGCGGAUCCACCAGCUGAGGAACUACCAGGCAUCGCUGGAAGCGGCCGGCAUGCCCGUGUCCUUCGGGGGACACCGGCCCCUGUCCCGGGCACAGUCCUCCCCCGCCUCGGCCACCUUCCCCAUGUCCGUGCAGGAGCCACCCACUAAGCCAAGGUUCACAACAGGCCUCGUGUACGACACGUUGAUGCUGAAGCACCAGUGCACCUGUGGAAACACCAACAGCCACCCCGAGCACGCGGGCAGGAUCCAGAGCAUCUGGUCCAGGCUCCAGGAGACGGGGCUGCGGGGCAAGUGUGAGUGCAUCCGUGGCAGGAAGGCGACGCUGGAGGAGCUGCAGACGGUUCACUCGGAAGCCCACACGCUGCUCUACGGCACAAACCCUCUGAACAGGCAGAAACUGGACAGCAAGAAGCUCCUAGGUUCCCUAACGUCGAUGUUUGUCAGGCUGCCUUGCGGUGGUGUCGGGGUCGACAGUGACACCAUUUGGAACGAGGUGCACUCGUCCGGCGCUGCUCGCCUGGCUGUGGGCUGUGUCAUCGAGCUGGUGUUCAAGGUGGCCACGGGGGAACUGAAGAAUGGGUUUGCUGUUGUCCGGCCCCCGGGUCACCACGCGGAGGAGAGCACACCCAUGGGUUUCUGCUAUUUUAACUCGGUGGCAAUCGCAGCCAAGCUGCUCCAGCAAAGGCUCAACGUGAGCAAGAUCCUCAUAGUGGACUGGGAUGUCCACCACGGGAAUGGUACUCAGCAGGCCUUCUACAACGAUCCCAAUGUUCUUUAUAUCUCACUACAUCGCUACGACGACGGCAACUUCUUCCCAGGCAGCGGUGCUCCCGACGAGGUGGGCACAGGAGCAGGAGUUGGUUUCAAUGUGAACAUGGCAUUUACUGGUGGCCUGGAUCCGCCCAUGGGAGACACGGAAUAUUUAACUGCUUUCAGGACAGUAGUGAUGCCCAUUGCCAACGAGUUUGCCCCCGAUGUUGUGCUGGUGUCAUCCGGUUUUGAUGCUGUGGAAGGGCACCCCACACCUCUCGGAGGAUAUAAUCUGUCAGCAAAAUGCUUCGGGUACCUGACGAAGCAGCUGAUGGGCCUGGCCGGGGGCCGCGUCGUGCUGGCCCUCGAGGGUGGCCACGACCUCACUGCCAUCUGUGACGCCUCGGAGGCUUGUGUGUCUGCCCUGCUGGGAAACGAGCUUGACCCUCUUCCAGAGAAGGUUUUCCAGCAGAGAGCAAAUGCUAACGCGGUGCAUUCCAUGGAGAAAGUCAUCGAGAUCCACAGCAAGUACUGGCAUUCCCUGCAGCGUUUCGCCUCCACGGUGGGAUAUUCCCUGGUGGAGGCCCAGAAGUGUGAGAACGAGGAGGCGGAGACGGUGACGGCCAUGGCAUCGCUGUCGGUGGGCGUGAAGCCAGCGGAGAAGAGACCUGAGGACGAGCCCAUGGAAGAGGAGCCUCCCCUGUAGCAUCCACCUUCGAGCUGGAGUUCUCCUGUCUGUUCGUCUUCGUCUUGAAGCUCUGCCAAGAAGCUUUCUCUUGUUACUCCUGCGUCCUGUCGCGGUUAUUUCCCGAACACGGAAGGACAGCCAGGUGUAAAGCAAAGCAAGCGACACAAAAAUCAAAUCUCUCCGCAUCUUUGAGUCUCUUUUUGCCGAAAAACCGCUGGUGAAGAGCAGCAAAGGACUGACACGUUGGGCACUCUUCCUCUGGUCCUCACCGGGAGCGGAAAGAGGAACGACGCCCGGGAAGUCUUUGGCAGAGUUGCCAAACAAAAACAAACAAACAAACAAACAAAACACAAGAAUAAUAAAGAAAUCAAAGAUUCAGCAACACAAAUCAAACAAACCUUAACGUAAAACUGGUGCUUACAAAGUUGAUCACCCACAACUGAGCAAUCUCCGCUUGAACCACUCGACCCAUCGUGUACUUUCAUUUCUUGGAUAUUUGGAAAUGGCUCUUGCCUGCCUGUGAGUCAACGACAGCUCUUGUCGGAACGGGAACGUUGGGAGAUGAUGGUGAAUUUUUAACGGGGAGGGACAGGGAACAAGGGACUCAUCUGACACCUAAAGGAAAGGGAAGGAGAAGGGGGGGGAACGGUAGCCCGGAUGGAGUCGGCUUUAUUGUCUCCAAAGCCAUCUGAAGAUGAGUUUGUGCCUUUUUUUUUAAUUGAUGGAUUUGGUGCAGCUGGAUUUUCUGAAGUUUGAGGAACAAUGCCUUAAGUAAAAAUUAAUUUAAAAAAAAAAAACAACAAAACACACACACACACAAAAAAAAAAAAAAAAAGGAAAAAAAAAGAAAAAAAAAAAAGAAAAAGAAACCACAAAGAACACAGCAGUUCCUGAAUAUUUUUCCUCUGGUUGGGAAAGCCAAGGACUGCCAUCAGGAAGGAAGACUUUUUGGCUUGUGCUGGCAUGAUGGUGGGAAGCAGGCAUCAGCUGAACAGAGCGUCUCCAAAAACUGUCGACAAGUUUGGAUUUGUUUUGUUUUCUUUCAUUGCUGUUUCAGAGAAAAAAAAAAAAAGGAAAAAAGGAAAAAAAAAAAAAAGGAAAAAAAAAAAUUAAGGUAGUUGCCAAAAAAAGUGGCAAAUACUGUUGGGUCUUUGAAAUUCAACCAUUUUUAACAACCAAUUUUCAAAUGUUUUCUCUCUCUUCUACAUUAUCUAGUAAUUGAACUUAUCAAUUUGGUUGUCGAAGCAUGUAUUAGACACAAAUGCAGGUUUUAAGACUGGAAUGCUUUUUAUGAAAAGCAACUAGCAUGAGAUAUUGCUUAAAUUGUUAGGUAUAAAUAUAUAUGUGUGUAUAAUGUAUAUUCCAAAUGUAUUCCAAGCUUAGAAACCGGAUUCCUAUGAAUUAUUGAGAAAAAUAUUUAUGAUGCAUUUAUAGAAAACCAGAAAAAACUAUAUGUAAUAAAUGCAUACUCUUAACAGUAGCCAUUGGAAGCUCCCUAGGGACAGAUUUGGGAAUUGGAACGUCAAAGGUGCUUUUGGAAAAGGAUCCAGGUUGAAACUCGAGGACUUUUCAGGCGACAGGUUGGGAAGUUUUUCAGAAAGCCAACACUUUAGCCACUGGGCAACUACCCUAAACAUUUGUAUUUUAAUUUAAGGUUUUUAGUUGUGAUCCUUUUCUAACAAAAACGAGAAAAAAAAGAGUUUUUUAUAGCAAAGACGCUGAAUUUGCUGUUAAUUUUUAUAUGGAUAUUUCCUGAAACCCUCCGGAAGCCUUGUUUGUGUGACUCUGACAUUUCUUUUCCAUUUGGCAGGUUUCCUUUCCGAACGGCAAUAGCAUCUAAACCUUUCUUCCUCCCUCUUUUCUUGCUUGUACAUGGAUUUUCCUUUUUUUUUUUUUAUUUUCCUUAAUUUUUUUUUUUUUUUUAAUUUUUUAAUUUUCCCUAUGAUUUUCUCUCCUUUUUCCUCAACUCUUUUGUACAGUGAGCAGCUUUCUGCAGGUGUAAGGAACUGUGGGCAGACCGACAGAGUUUAUUUUUUUCUGGGAAAGGGGGCGGUUUUUUACCGAGGAGGAGGAGGAGGGACCGUGAUGGGCUCUUUUGUGUGCCGAUUCCGACUGUAUAUUUCCUCAGCUCUCUUGUCGUAGCUCUGUAAAGAAAAUAAGGAAUUUUCUUACCUGGUAGCACUCGGUGGGCGAUGCCUUUGUCCGGCCGUGGCUCCUGGCGCUGCCUGCCCUCGGCAAGGCCCGUUGGACACUCCGGGACCACUGGCGUUUUCUCUCCGCCGGACACGCCCGCAAACUCCCCACCUCCUCUCUCCCUCUUUUUCUCUCCUCUUCUUCUUCUUCUUCCCGGCGCUGGGAGGGGUUUUAGAGGUCUUUUUUUUCUGCCCCCCACCCCGAGGAGGUCGUUGCCUCCCGGGAAGGCCGCGAGCCCUGCCACGGAGAGCGGAGCGUCUUGGGUGCCCGCUCCCAGCAGUGUAGGACAGCACAUCCCUCUUCCCAGCGCAGCUUCCCCCUAACCACCCUGCUUCCAUCCUCUUCCCACGGUGACUGGCGGGGCCGCUUCCAGUAACUUCUGUUCUUUCCAGUUCUCGAAGCAGCUGCUUUCAUUCCGUUCAGGACUCGCUGGCGGGAGGAAUCGGGAGCGUAACCCCACGCGUGAGCGAAUGCAGGAGGCUUUUGUUUCCUUCCUCGAUUUCUAGCGCAGUUUCAAAACCAGACACUACAGUAUUUGAGUUGUGCAGACCCAAGUACAUCCUAGAACCCCAAAAGCCCCGGUUGCAAGGCUCGUCCUCAGCAUAUCCUAACCCUCCCCCCCCCCCCAUCCUGGGGAUAUUGUGGUUUGGGGUCUUUGUCCAUCCGACCACGCUGCUGCUGUGAUCCCAAAUCCA
Corvus hawaiiensis (hawaiian crow) is the source of this 6478-nucleotide messenger RNA. It is a transcript of the gene HDAC4, whose product is annotated as histone deacetylase 4. Gene Ontology annotation, biological process: negative regulation of transcription by RNA polymerase II; chromatin organization. The transcript is spliced from 27 exons. The record is from RefSeq and is a predicted model, not a curated record. The coding region runs from base 339 to 3608 and encodes 1089 amino acids. Gene Ontology annotation, cellular component: histone deacetylase complex. Lineage: Eukaryota; Metazoa; Chordata; Aves; Passeriformes; Corvidae. Gene Ontology annotation, molecular function: histone deacetylase activity.